AUGUAUAAUUGGACAAACACGUUCAUUUUAUAUAGUACUAUUUUAUUAAUCUUCAUAAGACCACUAAAAAGCGAUAGCACAGAAAAUUCAAGCUCGAUAAGUGAACAAAUUGCGCCUGAUUUGCAUCAAGAUAAGGAAAAUGAAGAAACAAGCACAACGACAUCACAGAAUAUCUUCACAUUUGUUAAGCGUUUUCAAAUUGUUUGUUGUAUGGAUGGAAUACCUCAGUUGAGCCAUCCAGAGCUGGUGCGGAACUUCAAAAUAGACAAAGGUUCUUUUAUGCUUCCACAAUCUAUUUUUGGUAUACCUGUCGAGCUAUCUUAUGCUUCUCACGUUAUUUGCAGAUGCCCUGAGCGGACGCCAGGACACGCGUUAGAUCGCUCCUGCCGAAGAUUACCUAACUGUCAAAACAAUGGAUUCCGUUCACUGCUGGAUCCAAGGCGGUGUUUUUGCUUAGAGCCAUUUUUCGGUGAACGCUGUGAGAAGUUUUGUGACCGUGGUCGACGCUUGCAUGGCCCAGAUGGCAUAGAUUAUUGCAGUUGUACCUCUUUUUAUCGAGGAGAGGAAUGUAGAGAACCUAUUUGUCUUAAUGGUGGACGACCAUUGCUUGAUGGAUGUAUUUGCAAGCCACAUUUCUUUGGGCCUCAUUGUGAAUUCGAUGGGAAUCUUACACAUCGCUUCGCAUUUGAAUCAAAUAUCGGUGACACGGAAACCGGUAAAGCAGGCGGAGCCUCUCCUCGAUUUCGUCAACAUUUUGAAAAUUUUGAACAUGUUGGUAAAUUAAGCAUUUGA
Messenger RNA from Meloidogyne enterolobii, 792 nucleotides. The record is from the annotation of a GenBank genome assembly. NCBI's taxonomy places the organism in Eukaryota, Metazoa, Nematoda, Chromadorea, Rhabditida, Meloidogynidae.